Acanthopagrus latus (yellowfin seabream) is the source of this 2010-nucleotide messenger RNA. RefSeq names its product UTP18 small subunit processome component (gene utp18). Gene Ontology annotation, molecular function: protein binding. The record is from RefSeq and is a predicted model, not a curated record. The transcript has 13 exons. Gene Ontology annotation, biological process: rRNA processing. Lineage: Eukaryota; Metazoa; Chordata; Actinopteri; Spariformes; Sparidae. The coding region runs from base 198 to 1799 and encodes 533 amino acids. Gene Ontology annotation, cellular component: small-subunit processome; Pwp2p-containing subcomplex of 90S preribosome.
CAGGGGGCAGCUGUUAACUUCCGGGUUCAGAGGUGACCUCACCGGAAGCAGAUGAAGAAAACACAGAUGUCCACAUGUGAAACAUCAGCAGCUUAGAGUAAGAAGAACAACAUUCACUGUUUUCACGGGUCUGUGCGCUGAGGGCUUAAAUCUGUAGUUGUCUGACUGGAGUUUGGUCCAGUUGACUUUAAAAGAACAUGGAGGACGUGAACGUGAUCAAGCUGCCGGUGACGGAGGAGCGAGCUCCGGCCAAGAAGAAGGCUCGACCGCCGAAGUUUAACGCGAGGCAAGAGGCGCAAACCCGGCAGAAGAACGUGAGGAGGCUGGCGGUGCUGGGGGAGGAGGACGGCUCGGUGAAGCUGCUGGAGGAGCUGGUGUUCGGGGCGGAGGACGAGCUGGUGGAGAGACUCGUGGAGCAGGAGGAUGAGCAGCAGGACGACAUGCUGCUGCUGCAGGACGGAGCCGAGGACUCGGGCGAAUCAGACGCCGAAGAUGAAGCUCGUCUGCAGCGGCAGCCGACCAGAGGAGCUGCCUGGGUGGACGAGGACGACGAGCUGGAGGAGGCGGUGGACAUGAAGCAUCGUUACCGUAAAGACCUGAUCAGAGGAGAGGCCGAGUCCACCAUGACCAAACAGAAGCUACAGCAGAGGAUGAGAGAGCAGUUUCAGAGGUCGAUGGGAGGGACGCCGUCGUGGGCGGAGAGCAGCACAGUGAAGAAGAGGAAGAAGGAGCGAGAUGAUGAGGAUGACGAGGAGGAUGAAGACGAGGGCGAUGACCUGCUGAGGAGGACGGGAAACUUCGUGGCGUCUCCAGACAGUCUGCCGAGCGGCGUCCUGCGGAUGAAGAAGUGUCUUCCUGCUAACAGCGCCCGUCCUUCAGAGGACAGACUGACCACCGUCCAGUUCCAUCCCUCCGCUCAGGUCGUCAUGACGGCCGGCCUCGACCAAUCGGUCUCUCUCUUCCAGGUGGACGGGAAGACGAACCCGAAGAUCCAGAGCAUCCACCUGGACCGGUUCCCCGUCCACAAGGCUCAGUUCAGCCAGGACGGAGAGACGGUGAUCGCCACCAGCCUGAAGAACAAGAUGUUCUACCUGUACGACAUGAUGGAGGGCCGGGUCACACCUGUGCACACGGUCAGAGGUCUGAAUGAAGCCAGAGUGAAGGAGUUCUCAGUGUGUCCUGAAGGAGGCGCUCUGCUGCUCACUGGAACCAACGGAUACCUGCACCUCCUCACUCUCAAGACUAAGGAGGUGGUUCGCAGUAUGAAGAUAAACGGUGACAUCAGCGGUGUCGCCUUCUCACAUGACGGCAGCAAAGUCUUCGCCAACUCAGAGGAGGGAGAGGUGUAUGUGUGGGACAUGCGCAGCAGUCGGUGUGUGAACAGGUUCACAGAUGAUGGCUGUGUGAAGGGAACGUCCAUCGCUGCCUCACCCAACGGACGCUACCUCGCCUGCGGCUCUCAGUCGGGCGUGGUCAACGUCUACUCUCAGGAGGCGUGUCUAAAUUCAGCCAAUCCCAAACCUCUGAGAGCAGUGAUGAACCUGCUGACGUCAGCGACCUCCCUGACCUUUAACCCCUCCUCUGAGAUCCUCGCCAUCGCCUCGCGAGCCGAGGACGAGGCCGUACGACUGGUGCACCUGUCCAGCCUCUCCGUCUUCUCUAACUUCCCCGUGUCGAAGAAGAAGAUGGUGUAUCGAGCCAGCUGCCUCAACUUCUCCCCACACAGCGGCUUCUUCUCAUUGGCUAACAACAAAGGACACGCCCCUCUCUUCAGGUUGCUGCAUUACAAAGACUUCUGAAGACCUGAACUCUGGAGGCUCGGGUCCGACCCGCUUAAAGGACCAGUCCGCUGCUCUGCCAUGUUGUGACUGCAGCAUGUCAGCAGCUGAUCUGUAGACAGAAGAUAAAUGUGACAGCUGCUGAUGAGUCGCUGUGACGGAGGCUGACUGCUGCGUCUGAUGUUUUUAUUGUUUGUAUGAAGAGAAAUUAUAAAACUUAGAAAACAUCUGA